AUGCAUGAGAAGACACUGAUAGGAGCCAAUAACGCACUUCCGCCAGCUCUUUCCAACACAGUAAGCUAUGUUGAUUUUGAAGGGACCGAUGACCCCGAGCAUCCUCAGAAUUGGAGAUUGUCUACAAAGAUUUUUAACUCUACACUAGUCUGCUCAGGCACCUUCAUCGUCUCACUAACAAGCGCCAUCUUCGCACCGGGAAUCGACAAAGCAAGCAAAGCGUUCGGGGUCGGGACAGAGGUCGGAACACUGGGAACAACCCUCUACGUCCUUGGCUUUGCCACAGGACCCCUCAUAUGGGCACCUGCAUCAGAGCUACGGGGAAGGAAAUGGCCUCUGACAAUUUCAAUGUUAGGCGGUGGAAUCUUCACUAUUGCAUCAGCAGUGGCCAAAAACAUCCAGACCCUGAUCAUAUGCCGUUUCUUCGCUGGCAUGUUUGGCGCAAGCCAAUUGACUGUUGUUCCCGCUGUAUUAGCCGAUCUAUACAGUAACGCUACUCGUGGUGCUGCAAUUUCGCUGUACGCCCUGACCGUUUUCGUGGGGCCGUUUACGGCUCCUUUUGUGGGUGGCUUCAUUGCGUCGAGUUAUCUUGGCUGGCGAUGGACUCUUUAUAUCCCGGCAAUUUUCAGCCUGUCAAUUGCGCUAUUGAGUUAUUUCUUUUUGGCUGAGACAUAUCCGGCUUCUAUUCUCGUGACGAAGGCUACUGCUAUCCGCAAAGAGUCCCGAAAUCGCAAUAUUCGUGCCAGACAUGAGGAUGUCGAGGUCAGCAUCGCAGAUCUCGUGGAGAAAUACUUCACACUUCCUUUGAAGCUGCUCUUCACAGAGCCUAUUAUUCUCGUCGUGUCAACUUACAUGUCUUUCAUCUACGGCAUUGUCUAUGCGCUUCUUGAGGCAUAUCCCUACGUCUUCGAGCAUGUUCACGGAAUGACUCCUGCUUUUGCUGGUCUAAUGUUUAUUGGCCUCAUCAUUGGCGUGGUACUUGCAUGUUCCUUUAUUCUUUUCGGACAGUUGGCCUAUGCAAGGAGACUGGCAGAGAAUAAAGGCAUCCCAGUGCCCGAGUGGCGCCUCGCUCCACCACUCUUAGGAGCGCCUGUCUUUACAAUAGGUCUCUUCUGGUUUGGCUGGACGGGGUUCACCCCUCAGAUUCACUGGGUUGUACCUGCCGCAGCCGGGAUAUUCAUCGGCUUCGGUGUGCUGUGCAUAUUUCUUCCAUGCUUCAACUAUCUCGUCGAUGCAUAUUUGCCAAUCGCUGCUUCAGCUGUCGCUGCCAACAUCAUUCUUCGGUCAGCAGUAGCUGCGGGCUUUCCGUUAUUCGCGAGGCAGAUGUUUCAAAAUAUGGGAAUUCAAUGGGCUAGCACGCUACUUGGAUGUUUAGCCGCAAUCAUGAUUCCCAUUCCGAUCAUAUUCAGGGUUUAUGGACCAUGGCUGCGAGGAAAAAGCAAAAUAUUUGCAUAA
Molecule: messenger RNA, 1455 nt
Organism: Penicillium roqueforti
Lineage: Eukaryota; Fungi; Ascomycota; Eurotiomycetes; Eurotiales; Aspergillaceae
Product: MFS transporter
Exons: 4
Coding region: 1-1455 (484 amino acids)
Biological process (GO): transmembrane transport
Molecular function (GO): transmembrane transporter activity
Source: RefSeq, a predicted model, not a curated record